Molecule: messenger RNA, 336 nt
Organism: Microthlaspi erraticum
Lineage: Eukaryota; Viridiplantae; Streptophyta; Magnoliopsida; Brassicales; Brassicaceae
Source: the annotation of a GenBank genome assembly
AUGGCGGUUAAUGGACCAUCCGGAAUCGCUUUCGCACGGGUUUUAAAGGACGGUACUACCGGAAUUCUACACCUUUGGACAUCAGAUCUUACUCUCCUUCCUAUGGUUGGCAGAGUAAGUUUUGGCUCGACCUCUGGUACAACAGGACUUAUUAAAAGGGUUGGAUCAGGAUCAUCAAUCUCCGUUUGGGAGGAUCCAUGGAUUCCAGCUUCUAGCCCGAGGCCAGCCGUAGGACCUGGGAUAAAUUUCUUCCUCCACCUUCGGGUGAGUGAAUUGUUAGUCCCGGUACAGCAACGUGGAAUUUGCCACUAUUACAUCAAUUGUUUGAUAGCAUAG